AGAACUUUGACAUCGUCAUGGUCGAAGUGCAGGAGGCGCUUGUCUUUGGCUAUCUUGUUGCUACUUUCCUUCUUAACUCUAGUCGUAUUCGUAAAGGUAUCCAUAGCGAUAUUCAAAGAAUUCUUGAUUCUCCUCAAAGACAAAGCUUUAAAAGGGGAAACGGAACUGGUUAAAUUAAUGUACGAAAUUCUAUAUCUCCAAAUGUUUCAAGGGUACCUUUCAGUCAAUGAUUUUGCAAAUGCUGUGGAAUGCGGUAGAGAGCUUUUGGUCUUUGAUAACGAAACUGGGGACAGAAAUCAAGAAGGGAUGUUGUACUUUAAAUUGGGGAAAUUGCACUAUCUCAACUGUAAAUAUCAAGAAGCAAAAUCGUUCUUUGAAAAGGCAGGGAAUAUCAACAUAGCAACUGGAUCAACAGUAAGUGAGGGAUCAUGCUACCUCAACUUAGGAGCUGUUCUAAAUUCCCUUAGUGAGAAUAUCGAGGCUAAAGAAUGUCUCGAAAAGGCACUUGCAAUAGCUAAAAAGCUUAACAAUGGACGAGGAGAAUCCCUGUGCUAUGGAAGCCUGGGAAAUGUAUUCAACUGUCUCGGUGAAUAUGCCAAGGCUAAAAAAUAUUACGAAAAAGCGCUUGCACUUCGACAGAAAAUUGGAUUCAAGGAAAACGAAGCUCUCUGUUACGCAAACCUAGGAUCUAUGUGUAAUAUUCUUGGUCAACAUGACAAUGCUAAAGAACAUCUCCAAAAGUGGUGACAGGAAGAGUCAAGCCUUUUGUUUCAAAAACCUCGGAAAUUUGUUGAAGUCUCAUGACAAUGCCAAAGCUAAAGAAUAUUAUAAAAAGGCGCCUGCAAUCACAAACGAUAUUGGCGACAAGUCGACAUAAACGAAGCCUCGUGUUAUCUAGCCUGGCCUGGGAACUGUGUUAUAUGAUCUCAGUGAACUGGCAAAAUCUAAAGAAUGUACCGAAAAAGCCCUUGCAACGGCAAAGGACAUUGGCAACAGGGAAAUAGAAGUCUCCUGUUCCGGAAACUUAGGAACUGUUUCUCAGACCCUCGCGGUGAAUAUGCAAAGCUAAAGACUACUUCGAAAAAGCGCUUGCAAUUGCAAAAGAAACUGGUUACAAGAAAACCGAGGCUACAUCUUCGUUAUCUCUAGGAAUAUUGCUUAAAAGUCUCGGUGACUACUCCAAGAGUGAAAAGCAUUUAGAGAAAGCACUUCGUAUGACCAAAAAAAAUAGGCGAAAGGAAUGAAGUAGCGUUAUUAGAAGGUUAACUCGGAAAUCUGUCUUCGUAUGCCAGUGAAAAGGUUCAAGAACGUUACGAAAACUAAGUCAAGAUCGCAUGCAAAAGAAAGUGGUAGCGGGAAUAUUAUAGCGUCAGGUUAUCUAAACUAACCUAGGAGAGUUGACAUGUGGACUUGGAGACUAUGACAAGGCUAAAGAGUAUCUCGAACAAGCAGUUUUGAUAACUGAACAAAUUGGUGACAUAAAUGGAGUGGUCGCUUCGUGCAGAAUGCUUGGAACCGCGCUUCAUUUUCUUGAUGAUUACUCAAAGGCUAGAGAAUAUCACAAGAAAGCUGCAUCAGUCAAGAGAUUGGAGACAUUUCAAUGGAAAUAG
This is a messenger RNA of Porites evermanni, 1610 nucleotides long. The record is from the annotation of a GenBank genome assembly. Lineage: Eukaryota; Metazoa; Cnidaria; Anthozoa; Scleractinia; Poritidae.